Molecule: messenger RNA, 1779 nt
Organism: Phycodurus eques (leafy seadragon)
Lineage: Eukaryota; Metazoa; Chordata; Actinopteri; Syngnathiformes; Syngnathidae
Gene: slc17a8
Product: solute carrier family 17 member 8
Exons: 12
Coding region: 1-1749 (582 amino acids)
Biological process (GO): neurotransmitter loading into synaptic vesicle; synaptic transmission, glutamatergic; regulation of synapse structure or activity
Cellular component (GO): excitatory synapse; synaptic vesicle membrane
Molecular function (GO): L-glutamate transmembrane transporter activity; neurotransmitter transmembrane transporter activity
Source: RefSeq, a predicted model, not a curated record
AUGUCUUUGGGAACUUUGAGGGAGCAUAUGCUCAACUCUGGGACAGAAGAAGUGAAGAAUACAGUGGGCAACUCUUUGGGGAAACUGCAAAGGAAAAUAGAUGGCAGUAAUGUAGAAGACAACCACAUUGAACUGACAGAAGAUGGUCGUCCGGUGGCAUCCACAUCUCGUCCUGCUCCGCUGCUGGAUUGGAACUGUGGCGGUCUUCCCAAGCGCUACAUCAUCGCCAUCCUCAGUGGUCUGGGCUUCUGCAUCUCCUUUGGGAUCCGCUGUAACCUCGGUGUUGCAAUUGUGGAGAUGGUUAACAACAACACUGCGUUUGUUAAUGGAACCGAAGUUCUUCAGAAAGCCGAGUUCAACUGGGACCCAGAGACAGUUGGACUUAUCCAUGGCUCUUUCUUCUGGGGCUACAUCAUCACUCAAAUUCCUGGUGGUUUCAUCUCAAACAAGCUGUCUGCCAACAGGGUGUUUGGGGCUGCCAUUUUCUUGACGUCAGUGCUGAAUAUGUUUAUCCCAUCAGCAGCAAGGGUGCACUACGGCUGUGUCAUGUUUGUUCGCAUCCUGCAGGGCUUAGUUGAGGGCGUCACUUACCCAGCGUGCCAUGGGAUGUGGUCAAAAUGGGCCCCACCUCUUGAACGCAGUCGACUAGCCACAACAUCCUUCUGUGGAUCCUAUUCAGGAGCUGUGAUCGCCAUGCCUUUAGCUGGCGUGAUGGUUCAGUACAUUGGGUGGCCGUCAGUCUUUUACAUCUAUGGUGUUUUUGGAAUCCUGUGGUAUGUCCUGUGGCUUCUGUUGGCCUAUGGAAGUCCUGCGGUGCAUCCAACCAUCACAGAUGAGGAAAGGACAUACAUUGAGUCGACCAUUGGGGAAACCAUCCACCACCAGAGCGUGAUUCAGAAAUUCAAGACACCAUGGCGUCGUUUCUUCACCUCCAUGCCAGUCUACGCCAUCAUCGUGGCCAACUUCUGCCGCAGCUGGACCUUCUACCUGCUUCUCAUCAGCCAGCCGGCAUAUUUUGAAGAGGUCUUUGGGUUCCCAAUCAGCAAGGUGGGGAUUCUCUCUGCUGUGCCCCACAUGGUGAUGACAAUUAUUGUUCCAGUUGGAGGACAGCUGGCAGACUUCCUGCGUAGUAACAAAAUCAUGACGACUACAAAUGUGAGGAAACUCAUGAACUGCGGAGGUUUUGGUAUGGAGGCUACUCUGCUGCUAGUGGUAGGCUUUUCACACACCCGCGCUGUGGCCAUCUCAUUCCUGGUGCUUGCUGUAGGCUUCAGUGGAUUUGCCAUCUCAGGCUUUAAUGUCAACCAUCUGGACAUUGCGCCUCGCUAUGCCAGCAUCCUGAUGGGCAUUUCCAAUGGAGUGGGAACGCUGUCUGGAAUGGUGUGUCCCCUGAUUGUUGGAGCCCUGACUAUACACAAGACCCGUCUUGAGUGGCAGAAUGUCUUUGUCAUUGCAUCCAUGGUGCACUACACAGGGGUCAUCUUCUACGCUAUCUUUGCCUCGGGAGAACAACAGGACUGGGCCAACCCCGAGAGUACGAGUGAGGAAAAACGUGGCUUUGUCGAAGAGGAUGAGCUCGCUGAAGAGUGUGAGCUCAACAGUGAGAGCAUGACGGCUCCCAAAAUAAGCUACGGAACGACGGAUAAUGUGUCAGGUCAGAAACAUGGCUGGAAAAUGAAGAGAGGGGUGACCUUGCAAGAGGAGGAAGAACAUUAUGCAAAUGGAGACUUUCAGAAUGAUUACCAAUGAGCAGUUCUGUGGGGAUACAGACUUUCACAC